AUGUUAUCGGAGGAACAGAAGAAAGACGUCGCCGGUAGAUAUUUCUUGCCUCGCAACGUGGAAGAAGCGAAGCGUAUGCAAAACCAGCAUGAAUGGGUCAAGGGCAGUGCUCAUGGACUGAUACUCGCGCCGAUUGACCUGAAACGCAGCGGCAUGCGUGUACUGGAUGCUGCCACUGCAGACGGAUACUGGAUGAAAGAUGCGAAGAGAGUCUUUCCUGAAGACACCGAAUUCCAAUAUCCGCCUGUCGAUGUCUUUGAAAUCGUGCAGCAAAACCUCAUUGAAGAGUUUCCAGCCGCCUGGAACAAUGCCUUUGACUUUGUUCACCAACGCUUUGUCAUUCCUCUCUUCAAGGCCGACGAGGUUCCACAGGUUAUCUCACAUCUGGCUGGAUGCGUGAAGCCGGGGGGCUGGAUGCAGCUCGUUGAGAUGGACUUCCAGACCCCCGUGUCACAACCAAUCGAGUCGUGCAAGGCGGUUCAAGCAUUCCACAAACUGACGAGCAGCGUCGUCUCGGACCCUCUUGCUGCCACAAAGCUGGCUGACCGGCUCUCUCACGCCGGCUUCGUAAACGUCGACUAUAAAGCUGUCGACAUGCUUGCUGGGUCGGCGCAUCCAGAUCCAGAGCUGGGCGAGCGCGGCCUCCAAAAUCUUCUGUCGAUUUUGGGCUUCUUUCAAUCUUUUACUGGACCCGAGAUCAUCGGCUUCAAUGAACAGGAAUGGACCGACUUACCCAAACAAUUGGCCGAGGAGAUGAGAAAAUAUCACUUUGCUCUGAGGGUCUACUUUGUCUGGGGUCAAAAGCCUGGUGAAGAGUAG
Talaromyces atroroseus is the source of this 819-nucleotide messenger RNA. RefSeq lists its product as hypothetical. The record is from RefSeq and is a predicted model, not a curated record. The transcript has 4 exons. Bases 1 to 819 code for a protein of 272 amino acids. NCBI's taxonomy places the organism in Eukaryota, Fungi, Ascomycota, Eurotiomycetes, Eurotiales, Trichocomaceae.